Messenger RNA from Megalobrama amblycephala (Wuchang bream), 2864 nucleotides. Its product is annotated as C-terminal binding protein 1. The transcript has 9 exons. The coding region runs from base 481 to 1827 and encodes 448 amino acids. Gene Ontology annotation, molecular function: transcription corepressor activity; NAD binding; oxidoreductase activity, acting on the CH-OH group of donors, NAD or NADP as acceptor. NCBI's taxonomy places the organism in Eukaryota, Metazoa, Chordata, Actinopteri, Cypriniformes, Xenocyprididae. The record is from RefSeq and is a predicted model, not a curated record.
UUAUCGCCCGUGGGCAGUUGAGGUCUUUAGACGCCAUGUGCGACUGACCCUGUUGGUUCUUGUUGCUAUGAGCUAGCUAAUUCAAACAGAUCUAGCUCACCCUCGGGGCAGGGCAAUAUGAACAGAGCGCCGAGGGAUUUUGACAGAACGGUGUGGUGCGAGAAACUACCAUGUGUUUUUUUUUUUCCAACGCAGGAUUCUUGAUUUACCUAGCUGUGAUUUUACAUGCAAAGACGGAGAGAGUCAAAGAUUGUUCUUAUGAGCGAAAUAUUUCAUGCUUUUCUCGAUUGUAGCAUUUGAUCCUAGAGCUGUGGGCUUUUAUGUGUGCUUGGAAGCAUCUAUCGCACAUUGUUGGCAGUUUGUCCUAAUCAGAAAAAGGAGAUAACAGAGGCUGUGUUACAAGAUAACCGGAUCCUGCUGAGAUAGUUUAGAUGUCACUAACACAUAAUUUAUGGUUGUAAAAGUUCACCUUCAUUACAAAUGGAGAAAACAGCUGGUUCUGUGAGGGAACGGAUGCGUGAACGCGAGGAAUCUUUUCACAGAGGCAUCAGGCCUCCCAUAAUGAAUGGGCCCAUGCACCCUCGUCCUCUGGUGGCACUGCUGGAUGGGCGGGACUGUACGGUGGAGAUGCCCAUCCUGAAGGACGUGGCCACCGUGGCCUUCUGUGAUGCCCAGUCCACCCAGGAGAUCCACGAGAAGGUGUUAAAUGAAGCAGUGGGUGCUCUCAUGUACCACACCAUCACCCUGAUGAGAGAGGACCUGGAAAAGUUCAAAGCACUUCGUAUAAUUGUACGCAUUGGGAGCGGCUUUGAUAAUAUCGACAUAAAGUCUGCUGGAGACUUAGGUAUAGCAGUCUGCAACAUGCCAGCAGCUUCAGUAGAGGAGACGUCAGAUUCCACCAUGUGUCACAUCCUGAACCUGUACCGACGCACCACCUGGCUGCACCAGGCUCUCCGGGAGGGCACGCGGGUCCAAAGUGUGGAACAAAUCCGAGAGGUCGCGUCUGGGGCGGCCCGGAUCAGAGGAGAGACGCUGGGGAUCAUUGGCCUAGGUCGUGUUGGACAGGCGGUGGCGCUGAGGGCCAAAGCAUUCGGUUUCAACGUGAUCUUCUACGACCCGUACCUGUCUGACGGGAUGGAGCGAGCCCUGGGGCUGCAGAGAGUCAACACCCUACAGGACCUGCUCUUCCACAGCGACUGCGUCACCUUACACUGCAGCCUCAAUGAGCACAACCACCAUCUCAUCAACGACUUCACCAUCAAACAGAUGCGUCAAGGCGCCUUCCUAGUGAACACUGCACGUGGUGGUCUGGUGGAUGAGAAAGCUCUGGCCCAGGCUCUGAAAGAGGGGAGAAUACGGGGAGCCGCCCUGGACGUCCAUGAAACAGAGCCCUUCAGUUUCAGCCAAGGUCCUCUUAAAGACGCCCCCAACCUGAUCUGCACCCCUCACGCGGCCUGGUACAGCGAGCAGGCCUCUAUUGAGAUGCGGGAGGAGGCGGCGCGGGAGAUCCGUCGAGCUAUUACCGGUCGCAUUCCAGACAGCCUGAAGAACUGCGUGAACAAAGAGUUCCUCACACAGACCACGCACUGGGCUGGCAUGGACCCCUCUGUUGUUCAUCCAGAACUCAAUGGGACCUAUAGGUACCCCCCAGGUGUAGUGAGCCUCGCUUCAGGGGGUCUACCUCCGCCAGUGGAGGGCAUCAUGCCAAGUACCGUGCCCAUAACCCACAGCCUGCCCACCGUAGCCCACCCUCCACACGCCCCGUCACCCGGCCAAACCGGCAAACCCGAACCCGAAAGAGAGCAGCACCCCAACGAACAGUUGUAGCCCCCCUCUUCAAAGGCUCUCAGUACCACUAUAGAACUCUCCUGGUCCUUCUUUACCCCAAAGAAGAGGAGCGGAAACAGGCUCCUGGGCUCAGAACCAGCCACUAAAAACAACCACGACUCCGAAGUAGCCAACUCUUUGACUGAAGCUGGUGGACUGCGCUCUUUGAAGUAUCUAGUGGGAAAAAAACAACAACAAAAAAGAGAAAACCGUGUGGAUUUCAAACAAAGUUAACUUCUCCCUGAUGCAAAAUCCUGCUGUUUUAGAUUGUAGUCUGUCCAAGUGCAGUGGGCGAUCUUUUAUCUGUUUUUUUGUCUGUCUAAUGGGUUUCAUUGUUAAAACAACAGUAGCUAUUACAUGAAUGUAACCUGUUUGUGUACAGUUUUUAGGACAUGAUUAAUGGUUUGUAGACGAGAAAAAAACUGAAACCGCAUUACAGGAGGCAUGUCACCACCUGAUAAAAGAUAAGAUAAAAAGCAUAUUAGUUUCGCUCGUUUUAUUUUAAAAAAGCCCCGAAAGAGGCGGGAUUUGCACACCCUCUCAGGAAAAUUUAUUUCCCCCCCUUCCUUCCUUCCUUUUAAAUUAAACCACAUAGUGCAUUGUUUUUGUACCCAUUUGUCUUUUUGUAGUCAAAAUUCAGUACAGUACUUUAAAAGAACUACACUCAGUAUGUUUUUAUUUUUGGAGCAUGUAUUACCUUAUGUGUUAAAGGUUAAAAAAGAAAACAGAAAAAUGUUCAGAUUUUGAACAAAAAGAAAAAAACAAAACAAAUUUGUCUUGUGCAAAGCUGGCGUAAUGCUUGCCUGUUUGUGUGUGACUUGAUUGUACCGUGUUUUUCGAGGAUGCCGGGAUAGUUGCAGCUCUCCAUCGCCUACAUAGUUUCCUUCCUGGUAAAGUGGUAGGCUAGCAAUAUACAUACUAUAUAUACUAUGAGAUAUUAAUAUUUUUUGUUAAACAGAAUCCAAAAAGAAAUGUUUGUGACUGUAUGCAUUUGUAUGAAUUAUUUUAAAUGAAAUAAAAGUCCGAGUUAAACGACA